AUGUCCAUGCUUCGUCAACCUUUGCAGGGCAGCGGGAGACACAUGUAUGCGAUAGUAUUGCUAUUAUACGCGUUUGCGUCAUCUAUGCGGACGCAGGCUACAAAUGAAGAAGUAGACGUAAUUGACAUUGUACCAGCACUCAUAGCCUUUGAUGCGCAUUUGACUGAGACCGAGCUCAAGCAAAUGAUGACAAAAGAUGGAAAUGACAUACCUCCUGUAGCCUCAUCAAGGGAAAAAGUGGAACAUACAACACAGUUGCUAAAUGGAGUUAGAAGUGCUGGAUCGUCCAAAUGUGAUCAAGAUGCAGAACAGAUUGAACUGAUGCAGUUGGGAGACUGCAUUCAAUCCAUGAGUGUUCUAGGCCCCGUUUUUGAAUCUAAUGCAGUUGAGAGCAAGGACAUCGAGAUUUUGGCAGAUCUUGCAAUGCAGUCGGAAAAGAUUUCCUUACAAGAUAUCACUGAAACUUCUAGGAGCUCCGGUAUACUAACCCAGACAAGCGCUUUGGUGAGGUCGGAUGGUAACGAUGGUGCCUCGAAAAUAAGUGAGAUGAAUGGCGUGCAAGGAUACAAGGAACUGGAUCUGUUAGUGAAGGGCAAUGACUUGCACAUGCCCGUUCGUGCAGAUGGAACCAACGCUUUAACGAGACUCAGUGGUACUGACGCGAUGCCUGGUUUACGCACCGAUCCAUUGAGUCACCACGAUACAGCCAUUUCUUCUGGCAUUGGUGCGUCAUCAGAAUCUCAAAAGCUUCAGUCUGACGCUCAGACUGCCACGGCUGGUUUUGACAGUAAGUCAGCACUUGAAAGCAAUUUAUUGCUUUCUAGGGCUCCAAGGAAUUCGAAACUGUCAAAUAUUGACAUUUUUGAGGACCAAGGUGGGGAUCAAGUAGUCGUUGGGGCACAGGAAUCACUUAAGACUGAGCCACCAGGCACCUCGAUCGCAAAUUCGGGGAAAUUACUUGCUUCAACAAAAUUAUUGCCAGUAAACAUAUCAAUAGCGUCCAAGCCCGACAAGGAAGUUAUUAAGGUUGCUCCACUCACAACAAGCACAAAUAUUUCGAGUAUACUGGGACUGAGAAAGGAAACCUCGUAUCAAAGCGUAUCUCAUGCGCCGUAUGCGUCCAUGUACUGCCGAUGCAAGGCUACGGAAUGCCAGGUUGAGCAUCCGGGCGAGUCGAGCGGCUCCUCUUGCAAAAGCAAACUCUCUAACGGAUUGUGCCCUCUAGGAUACACGAGGUGUGUUUCGACAGAUUCUUACAAGAUUUUAACAUCGACGGUUACUCCCAAUAGCGUCGUAGAUGCGACGUUUACGCUGCUGGCAGGCGACAUCAUCGGAGCAUUUUUCAAUUUGGGAAAUGAAAACCCGAUCGCUCGCAAAAGCAAGUGGUGGGUCACUAUCUUGUUACCAAUUGGAUGGAGAUAUGUAGCGUGGGAAAACACUGCAGUCGAAGUGACGUUGCGCGACAAGGAAGAAUUUCGUCUGUCGGCUCGUGUGCACAGCUGUGCAAGCGUGACAAGCAGCUCAAAUUGCGAUAGAAAUCUUCAUCGAAUUGGAUUUGUUGACGUCAUGACUCUUUUAAACGGCAGAAAAAUGCUGAUGACGUCUAGCUCUCGUGGGCCCAUGCUGUUUGUAUUAUCGAAGAGUAUCGUUACGGGUUUCAGCGCCUCUAGCAGCUUAGUGGGUAUCAGUGUGUCGCUAUCAUACGAGACGACAUCUGGAACACUCAUAACCUCACGACGUACACAAGAGCUUAGUGUGGCUCCUUCUGGUUCGAUAACACCGACCUCGACGGGCGAUUUAGGUGCUCUCACUCUUGCUACAAUGGCGGUACCUUCUGUUCAAAGAGGUCGUUUGGAUUCAUCUUUGGUCUGGAUGGAAGAAGACACAAAGAUACUUGUGCUGUCUUUUAGCACGUCCACCAUCAUUGGUCCCGACUCGGUGGACGCAAAAGUGUGCAUUGACUUAAAAUCUUCACUUUGUGCGAGUAAAGGUAGUGACCCGAUGUCUACAGUGAGUUUUGGAUCGUCCACACAGGCGUCAUAUGUUCAAGGUGGCAAUCCGUUUCUCAACUUAUACGCUAACCCAGGUGAAAGCAACUUGAAAGUUGAAAGCGACAACGCCACCUACUUUUGCGUGGCAAACCUUCUUCCAUCAGGCGUUCGAAGAAAUGAUUUGUGGGAAGUCCGGACGGUUUUCACUUUUCAAAUUCAAGUAACGAACGUGGCUUGGUCUCGCGAUGGUGACCAGCAGAACAACGACACGAGCAGGUUUCGAUUGCCUGCACUGAGUGAAGUACUGUUGGUGAACGGAACCGACGUGAUGGCCAGUGAUUGCGCACAGACAUUAGUCCACGGCAAAACGUAUUCAAAGUACACUUUGAGUGUGUAUAGUGUAAUGUCCAUCACUUUCUUUGCUGUUGCACUGGCUGGCGCUAUUCUCGUGACACGUAUGAAUGGUAUUUCGUUUUCUAGAUCUACAUUCUAUAAUGAUAUGACGUCGCUGUCUAUCAUGAUAAUUUUUAUUUUGUGCAUCGUUGGCAACGCGAUUUGGAUUCGUGUGUCGACGGAAGCAUCGUCAGCUAGUGGAACAGACAUAUAUUAUGUGUUGUAUGCAAUAUCUAUCUGCUUUACUUGGACAAUGAUGACGUCGGUGUGCUUCCACUGGGUUGGUGUGUUGUUUCAUGACGUGGGACCUUCGAAACGCACGAUUGUAUUUAUUGUCUAUAUUAUUCUUAACCUGGUGUUCUAUGGAGUUCAGCUGUUCGGCGUCGUGAGCCUCACGGACUUUUACAAGUGCACAUACGAUGACUAUCUCAAAAAUCCUUUCUACUCGCGGCGUCUGUGCUCGAACGACUACUGUCCGGAUUUGCAACCAAGCCAGUGGAAGUAUGCAGUAACCAGGGUAUGCAAGGAUGUGAACUACUCUGACUGGUUCUUUCCGCUUCAGUUAAGUGCUGCACUGCUGCUCUUUCUUUCGUCCGUGGUAUUGCUUAUACUCGGUACUCUCGUGAUUCAGCGCGGUGUGCGAUUAAUCGAUCAAUCUGGUGACAUUUUCGACGAUCACGUGGUCAACGUGAUGAAAAAAUCUUUGAUUACGUAUUUGGUGGUAAUUUUAUCAAUAGCACUUGUUCUUGGAACAUCUAGCAUCAUGAACACGAUCCUCCAUUGGAAAAACUGGAGCGUUAACUCUGUCGUGUGGUAUAUAUUUUCGAUUUGGCUUCCUACUUUGGUACCGCCGAUUGGGUUUCUCUUACUUCAGUGGAACCCACGACUGCAUGGAAUGAACUGGAAUCCUUCAGUACAUGUAAAAAAUCCGACCUUACACCAUAAUGCAUUACCAAGUAUUUCGGAAAAAAUAGAAAAUGGCAAAGCUGACCUAAGUGGUAAUUGUACCGGUCUGAGUGAUGGCUGGGCAGGCAUCUUGCGCUUUCCGGAUACCGAGUACAAUCCUACUGGACAGGAAAGUGUCGAUGGUAUGCAAAAUGUACUUGCUCUUGCUCUUCAGCUCAUAUCGCCCAUUCCUCUUACGCAUGCGUGCUUUAUUGAGCUUUACGUGGCAGAAAACACAGACUUUGAAUGUGGAGAUAAUGAUGGGGAAGAUCAGUACGACGAAAAUUUAGUGCUUGAUUACCGCCGAUCUUCGAUCAGUACGUUCAUUGAGAGUGGUGUACAUCAAGAAGGAUUUUUAAGUCGACGCAGUCAACUCUCUCUGCUUGGCUCGGGCGCAAUACCCACGCCUUGUCCCGUGACAAAUCCAGCUGCGAAGUGGUCCCGUGUGGGCUUCACUGAGACAGUCUUGCCUACACUCUUGACUGGGAAUUGUGAGAACGCCAGUGGUGUUAUGCAAGUUGCGACCUUUUUGUCGGUGCUACAGAUUUCAGUAAUGCCUGCAAAUCCUCUUUUACGUUUCGUUGUGUACGAAAUUCCUGAAAAUUCAGAUGGCGAGUCACGUGAGUCUCGUCAGUCGAUGCGCGCAUCGUCCCGACAGCUCGACGAGCGUGCUCGAGUUGCGCGCGUAUCAGGUAUGGGCAGGGCACCUACUUCACGGCCCAAAGUAUUUUGCGAGUUUUCGUGUACAUGUGAUGACAUGCUCAUGGCCGACGAGGUGAACUUGAUGGCUCGACAAGCAUCGACACGCCAUCGGUCUCCUAUCCCAACAGUCCUGAGCGACGGCCCUGGCAUGGAGUCGCCUAACGUCACAGCUGCUGCUGGAGUGACUUCUCGUGAGGUUGACACGUCUGUGCCUCGUCUCCGCGUUAAGUCGAUGACUGUGUCUCCGCGCCAUUUAAAAGAGCGUUCUGGAUUUUACAUAACAAAAAGUUUUCAGUUUGCGGAAGGGGACGAAAUGGUGAUUGAAGACAUGACAGAGAGUCCCUUGACUAACGAAGUACCACGACAAUACUUGGAGCUGCUCAUUACUGAACGCGGAAAUGACCUUGAGCGCGCGCAGACUGACGCUUCGGACUAUGGGGCUCGUGUAAAAUGUGGCCUUGCUGGCAAUUUGUACGACAACUUGAUUGAUCAGAUUCGAAGUGAGAAUGAUCAGACGGUGGUACAAACGUGGCUCAACGAGCGUCUGCAGCAGCGUAAAAUGUACGUUGAAGCACUGCGUGAGUGCCACCAAUUGUGUAUCGAUCGCGCGGAAGAAGGGUUGAAUUUCAAGGCGAGUACUGAAAAAAAAAGUCUUGUCUUACGCUUUCUUCCUAUCAACUUGCACGUACAAGAUAUGUGGGUCGGUCCCACGGCUGACCUGCGCUCGCAGCGAUCACGGCGAACGUCUCCUAACGUCCGGGUGUAUCCCACGGUAACGGUCGGCGCGUUUGCGGCUCACUGUUAUAAAUUCCGGCAUAAGGGCAGCAUUUUAAGUUUGCGUGCGACUCUGCAGAAGCGGUCGCUCUCGCGUGUGCAGAGCAAUUCAUCCGAGAAGAGUUCCGCUGAUACCGUGAACUGGAGUGAUCCAAGUAUUCGCUCAAUCGACGAGAUGCGAUGGCAUCUUACCACGCGAUUCGACAUGUGCUUCUCUCAGGCUUUAACAACCCUCGUGACGUCAUUUUGUCGCCAGUUGGAGCACUCAUUGCAAAAUCCCAACGAUCGCACCUUCUUGCAGACUGUUGACGCUAUUGGCUUUCUUUUUCAGGUCGAAUCGUUGCUGUCUACCCAAGGCAAGGAAAUUGGAAUGCUAGAAGACUUUUCUGCCGCGGUCGAUGUGCUCAAACACGUGUCAUUUGUGCUUGAUACAUCGCCGCCUGCCCAACUCUUUUCGACUCUACUGAAUUUGCAUAUGAAGAACACGACAUUGCCUAGCGUCGUAUCAGUUCGUCUAAGCAAAGGAUCAACGAACGGAACUUACACCGUAGCAAUUGGUGUGCGCUGCUCAGAUGAUGUACGAUCAUCGAUCCCUUCAACUAUUCGAUCGGGAGGGUUAAUAUCUGUGACCCCUGUGAUUUUUACACAAGGCAUCAACGAGAUGCAGACAUUAGCCAACAAUGCAAGCACAAGAAAAACGACUUUACAAGAUGUCAUCAAUCGAAAAAGCUUUUUAGUCUUGACGCGCUAUGUUGAGAAAUACAAGCAGUUUGCUGCUGAGAGGCCAAAUGCAGUGCUGACACCAAUGAGCACAAUCGCACCUCUCCUUAAAUCGCUGGAAGAGCGUAUUGCUACUGGUAGCAAGCGUCAGGUGGUAAAGUCCAAACAUCCAGAAAUCAUUCAGGAGAGCUCGCAUUUAUGUCGAUUGCUGGGUGCUGGCCGUGUCACAUCAUGCAAAAGUGCUAAAGAUCGCACUAGCAUGUCCGUGACGCUCGAGCAGGUGCGAUUGCUAAGGGAUAAUCACGGAUUGCCCGAGAAAUUUGCGGUACGCACUGUUUCAACUAUGCGGAGCAAUGGCGUCCGCCUCGAAAACGCAUUAAAAAAUACCGGCAAGCGUCAGUAUGCCUUCAAUGCGUUGCAGCGCUCGCUGCUUCCCGAUGAGUACAAGUGUCCUGAGGGCACUUUUGGCCGUGGUAACGUGAGUUAA
This is a messenger RNA of Plasmopara halstedii, 6012 nucleotides long. Its product is annotated as Inositol-polyphosphate 4-phosphatase. Gene Ontology annotation, molecular function: phosphatidylinositol-3,4-bisphosphate 4-phosphatase activity. The record is from RefSeq and is a predicted model, not a curated record. Lineage: Eukaryota; Oomycota; Peronosporomycetes; Peronosporales; Peronosporaceae. Gene Ontology annotation, cellular component: cytoplasm. The transcript has 7 exons. Bases 1 to 6012 code for a protein of 2003 amino acids.